This is a messenger RNA of Aplosporella prunicola CBS 121167, 1691 nucleotides long. RefSeq lists its product as uncharacterized. Gene Ontology annotation, cellular component: SLIK (SAGA-like) complex; SAGA complex; transcription factor TFIID complex. Bases 297 to 1691 code for a protein of 464 amino acids. The record is from RefSeq and is a predicted model, not a curated record. Gene Ontology annotation, biological process: RNA polymerase II preinitiation complex assembly; transcription initiation at RNA polymerase II promoter. The transcript has 2 exons. Gene Ontology annotation, molecular function: RNA polymerase II general transcription initiation factor activity; transcription coactivator activity; protein heterodimerization activity. NCBI's taxonomy places the organism in Eukaryota, Fungi, Ascomycota, Dothideomycetes, Botryosphaeriales, Aplosporellaceae.
CCAACAACGACUCAGCCCUUCUGCUCAACAUCAUAGACAAUGACACAGCUUGCUAACUGCGAUUCAUCCGACAGCCAUCGCCUUUAGACAUCCACCUUGCGCUCGCCGCCCGUCGCAUUGGCACUGCCCCCCGCGCCUCGCCUGAGCAGAAGACACGCUCUGGUCUAUCGCGCGACGCGCCCCAGAAACCUUGACUCCGGAUAGCUGUUGCGCCGCGCGCCGCCGCCGACAACCUACCAUCACGGGUGCCGCACUGCCAAAAGUAGCUCAUCGAUCCGGGACGCGUCACCGCCACCAUGUCGGUCUGGAAUCCCGACAACAUCAAGGAUGUCGCCGAGUCGGUGGGGAUAGCGUCGCUCAGCGACGAUGUGGCCGAAGACCUGGCGCGGGACGUCGAGUUCCGCAUCGGCCAGGUGCUAGAGGAAGCGCUCAAGUUCAUGCGGCACUCGAAGCGGACGACGCUGGGCACGCAGGACAUAUCGCAGGCGCUGCGGGUGCUGGACGUGGAGCCGCUGUACGGGUACGAGUCGACGCGGCCGCUGCGCUUCGGCGAGGCGUCCAUGGGCCCCGGGCAGCCGCUGUUCUACGUCGAGGACGAGGAGGUCGACUUUGAGAAGCUCAUCAACGCGCCGCUGCCAAAGGUCCCGCGCGAAAUCUCCUUUACGGCCCACUGGCUCGCCCUCGAGGGCGUCCAGCCCGCCAUCCCCCAGAACCCCACCUCGGCCGACUCGCGCCACCAGGACCUCCUGCCCAAGGGCCCCGGCGCGAAUCCCUACCUCGCCGCCGUCAAUGGCUACGACAAUGUCGCCGUCAAGCCCCUCGUCAAGCACGUCAUCUCCAAGGAGCUGCAGCUCUACUUCGACCGCAUCGUCAGCGCCCUGGCCGACGAGACCAACGAGGAGUGGCGCGCCCAGGCGCUGGGCAGCCUACGGACAGACCCGGGCCUGCACCAGCUGAUCCCGUACUUUGUGCAGUACAUAGCCGAAAAGGUCACGCACAACAUGAAAGACCUAUUCAUCCUCACGCAAAUGAUGCACAUGACAUCGGCGCUGCUCCAAAACCCCAGCCUCUUCAUGGACGCGUACAUCACCAGCCUCGUCGCGCCCGUGCUAACCUGCCUCAUGGGCAAGCGCCUGGGCAACCCCUCCUCGGAAGGCAGCAGCAGCAACACCGCCGCAGGCGGCAACAACCCGCUCGCGCAUUUCGCGCUGCGCGACCUCGCCGGCAGCAUCAUCAUCGAAAUCGCCAAGCGGUACGGGCACUCGUCGCAAACGCUCAAGAAGCGGCUCGCGGGCACGCUGUGCAAGAACUUCCUCGACGACAAGAAGCCCUGCGGCACGCACUACGGCGCGCUGCUCGGCCUACAAGGCAUCAUGGGCCCGGACGGCGUGCGCUUCCUCGUCCUGCCCAACCUCAAGCUCUUCGAUGCCGUCUUGCGCGAACGCCUCGCCGACGACGCGGCCCGCCCCGAGGCCGAAAUGGUCGUCAUGGUCCUGCUGCAGGGCCUGCAGGCGCUGGAGCGCGGCGCCGCUGGCGCCCUGGCCCCAACCUUGCCUAAUGGUGUUGCUGGUGACGAGGCUACGCGCGACCGCCUUGUUGACCGCUUAGGCGACGUGUUGGGCUCGAAGGUCUUUGAGAUGGGCCGGCCGCGCUUGAUUUCCCUGGUUUUGGAGGCUGAUGUCUCGUUGUAG